UUUCUCCGUCACUCUGAACAAAUCCUUGUGCUGGGAAGGUCUUUGUUUACAAUUAAUGGUGGAAGUGCAGAAGAAAGGAAAGUAAAGAAUGUCAACUCUUGUCCUUCGGAAAGAGAUGGAGAAAGAAUCCCAGGGGGCUUUUGUGGAACCUCUUCUUGCAAAACAGGAGGCUGUUUCAGAGGACUCCCUGCAAACCAACGGUGGAAUGGAUCUUCAAGUGAUUCAACCCAGAUCAAAGAGCACGAUGGAUAUUGCUGCCUCUGAUGAGCUUAUAUGUAUAAAUCUAACUGGAAAGAAGUUCUUCGUUAUGCUAAAAAACUUUGCAAAUCUGCCCAACUCAAGACUUGGACAUAUGGUACGAAGCAACGAACAGGCAGAUAUAGAGAAGUUUUGCGACAAGUUUAUUGCAGGACCUGUACCUGAAUACUUUUUUGACAGGAGCGGAAAAGGUUUCAACGAUAUCCUUGAUGUGUAUAGGCUUGGUCGUCUUCAUAUCAAUACUGCAGGAAUGUGUGCUAUAAAGCUUAAGGCUCAGCUUGACUACUGGAGUAUUGAUGAACUACUUCUGGACCCCUGCUGUGCGCUAAAGUUUUACCCUGAAAUGGAGGUUUGCGAAAAGGAGAUAACUGGACAGAACAAUUCAGAACAGAAGUAUUUGGAGAGAAUACAGGAGGAAGACUUUGGAGAUACCCAAAUAGGACGUAUCCGAAAAAUGCUCUGGAACCUGACAGAGUACCCAGAGACAAGUCUAGCUGCUAGGAUUUGUGCGUUUACCAGUAUUUCUGUGGUAAUAAUAUCAACUAUAACGUUUGUUCUCUCCACUCUUCCAGAACUUACAGAUAAUAUUGAUAUAAUGCUGUUCGAUAACUCGACAGAGGAUGGCGAUAUCGGAGACCAUCAAAUCAUUGAACGAUGGGAUGAGGGAAUCCUGAUGCUGAAAAUAGUUGACGAGCUGACCAUGUGGUUCUUUACCAUAGGUAGGUCACGUGAAAUGUGGUUCUUUACCAUAG
This is a messenger RNA of Eurytemora carolleeae, 1010 nucleotides long. RefSeq names its product potassium voltage-gated channel protein Shab. Gene Ontology annotation, molecular function: delayed rectifier potassium channel activity. Gene Ontology annotation, cellular component: voltage-gated potassium channel complex. The annotation marks the transcript as partial. The transcript has 14 exons. Gene Ontology annotation, biological process: potassium ion transmembrane transport; protein homooligomerization. The record is from RefSeq and is a predicted model, not a curated record. NCBI's taxonomy places the organism in Eukaryota, Metazoa, Arthropoda, Copepoda, Calanoida, Temoridae.